Protobothrops mucrosquamatus (brown spotted pit viper) is the source of this 734-nucleotide messenger RNA. Its product is annotated as mediator of RNA polymerase II transcription subunit 12-like protein. The transcript has 5 exons. The record is from RefSeq and is a predicted model, not a curated record. The annotation marks the transcript as partial. Lineage: Eukaryota; Metazoa; Chordata; Lepidosauria; Squamata; Viperidae.
AAUGAUGAUGAGAUAUGGGAAGCUACCUCAAAGACUUUGUAUGGAAAAGCCAUUUCCAUAGAAACUGCUACUCUCAGUGAAUAUGCUAGAUAUGUACUAAGAAGCAUUUGUCAGCAGGAAUGGGUGGGGGAACACUGCUUGAAAGAACCUGAGAGGCUAUGUACUGACAAAGAUCUUAUCCUGGAUCCAGUUCUCUCCAACAAACAAGCACAGAAAUUGUUGCAGCUUAUCUGUUACCCUCACAGUAUUAAAGAAUGUGCGGAAGGAGACAAUCCUCAGAGACAACACAUCAAGCGCAUUCUUCAGAAUAUAGACCAGUGGACUCUUAGACAGUCAUGGCUGGAACUUCAACUAAUGAUCAAACAGUGUCUGAAGGAACCUGGUUCUGGGUCUGUGGCUGAAAUGAACAGCUUGUUGGAUAAUAUUGCAAAGGCGACAAUUGAAGUGUUUCAGCAAUCCGCUGAUCUAAACAAUAACUCUUCUAACUCUGGUAUAGGCCUCUUCAAUCCAAACUCUCUUGGAAAUGCUGACACACAUAUUACAAGGCAGAACUGUAAAAAGACAUUCCUAAGCUCUUCUGAAAGACAAGGUGUCUGGUUAGUGGCUCCCCUGAUUGCAAAGCUGCCAACGUCUGUUCAAGGUCGAGUCUUGAAAGCAGCUGGAGAAGAACUAGAGAAAGGCCAGCACUUGGGAUCAUGUUCUAAGAAGGAGAGAGACAGGCAAAAACAGAAGAG